AUGAAGACCGGGUGCCUUGGUCACUACCUAAGGAGGCGACCUAGGCUGCCAAAGUUGGGCGCCACUGAAAGGAAGGCGCUCGGGGCGUCGUUGGUUGUUGAUCGUGGAAGGACCAUCAUUAGGGAAGGCGAGGUUGAGGGAUGCAUCAGUGAAAGGCACCUCAGGCCACUGGUUGGAGAUCGCGUCGCUCAUGGAUCGUUGAGAAGAACUGGCGCUCCUGGGUGCUGGGCAAGGGCCGGCGAGCACGGAGGUGGCCCUGCUAGGCAAUCGGCAUGGCCAAGCAAACGUGCAGGCGACACCGGUGAUUGCUGG
Molecule: messenger RNA, 312 nt
Organism: Ilex paraguariensis (yerba mate)
Lineage: Eukaryota; Viridiplantae; Streptophyta; Magnoliopsida; Aquifoliales; Aquifoliaceae
Source: the annotation of a GenBank genome assembly